Humulus lupulus (European hop) is the source of this 1673-nucleotide messenger RNA. Its product is annotated as probable L-ascorbate peroxidase 6, chloroplastic/mitochondrial. Lineage: Eukaryota; Viridiplantae; Streptophyta; Magnoliopsida; Rosales; Cannabaceae. Gene Ontology annotation, molecular function: heme binding; peroxidase activity. The coding region runs from base 78 to 1259 and encodes 393 amino acids. The transcript is spliced from 12 exons. Gene Ontology annotation, biological process: hydrogen peroxide catabolic process; cellular response to oxidative stress; response to reactive oxygen species. The record is from RefSeq and is a predicted model, not a curated record.
CUUUUCGUUUUCAAUCCAAAAACCCAAAAAAACAAAAAAAGGAGAGGCAGUAAAUUGAGAGAGAAAAGGAGACUUUAAUGGCGACAACAUUACACGCACACCUUCCACCACUUCCCAAAACAACUCACUCCUCUUCCUCUUCCUCUACUCUCUCUCCCAUGGCGACUUCUGCAGCUUUUGGCUCUCGUCUUCUUCCCUCCGCCGCCAGAGCCACCGCCUCACUCGCUCUCCCUUCCCGCUCCUCCUCUUCCUCUUCCUCGCUCAAAUGCCUCCGAUCUUCUCCUUUCGUCUCUCGUCUCUUCCUAAACCAGAGAAGAACGUCGGUUUUCUUAUCGGCCAGGGGUUUCAGCGCGGUUUCCGCUCCGAAAUGCUUCGCUUCUGAUCCGGACCAGUUGAAGAAUGCUAGAGAAGAUAUCAAGGAGCUUCUCAAGACCAAUUUCUGCCAUCCUAUUUUGGUUCGCCUGGGAUGGCAUGAUGCUGGUACUUAUAACAAGAACAUUGAGGAGUGGCCGCAAAGAGGCGGAGCUAAUGGAAGUUUGAGAUUUGAGAUUGAGCUCAAACAUGGAGCCAAUGCAGGUCUCGUGAAUGCAUUGAAACUUCUUCAGCCAAUUAAAGAGAAAUACUCUGGUGUGACAUAUGCAGACUUGUUCCAGUUGGCCAGUGCUACUGCAGUGGAGGAUGCUGGGGGACCGAAAAUCCCUAUGAAGUAUGGAAGAGUAGAUGUGUCAGAACCUGCACAGUGCCCAGAAGAAGGGCGACUUCCUGAUGCUGGCCCUCCUUCACCUGCUGAUCAUCUUCGAGAGGUUUUCUACAGAAUGGGUUUAAAUGACAAAGAAAUUGUUGCACUAUCUGGUGCUCAUACACUGGGAAGGUCCAGACCAGAGCGUAGUGGUUGGGGCAAGCCAGAAACAAAAUAUACGAAAGAUGGGCCAGGAGCACCUGGAGGACAGUCCUGGACUGUGAAAUGGUUGAAGUUUGACAAUUCUUACUUUAAGGAUAUUAAAGAGAGGAAGGAUGAAGAUCUACUCGUGUUGCCAACUGAUGCUGUUCUUUUUGAUGACCCGUCUUUCAGAGUAUAUGCUGAGAAAUAUGCUGAAGAUCAGGAAGCAUUCUUCAAGGAUUAUGCUGAAGCCCAUGCUAAACUUAGCAAUCUCGGGGCGAAAUUUGAUCCUCCAGAGGGUAUUGUGCUCGAUGAUGGUUCUUCAAAACCCGUUGGAGAGAAGUUUGUAGCAGCUAAAUACUCCACUGGGAAGGACUAAAUAACCAAGUAUCAUGUUUUCUUAUGCCGUGUGUUUUAAUAAAAUACAAGAUGAAGCUUUUUUCAAACCCUUGUGAACUCACAUCUAUAAAUUGGAAGUCUUAAAAUGAAGAACAGGAAUAAGAAAAUUCAAUAGUGUUGUUACCUAUUUGAAUUGCAGAGAGAGCUGUCAGAUUCUAUGAAGCAGAAGAUUCGAGCAGAGUACGAAGCCGUAGGCGGAACCCCAGAUAAGCCUUUAAAGUCCAAUUAUUUUCUGAAUAUCAUGAUAGUGAUUGCUGUUUUGGCAUUUUUGACAUCACUAGUUGGAAAUUAGAGCUUGGACUUUUUAUAAAAUGAUAUUACAUUGUUGGUACCUGGUUUGUACUCUAAUUCAAUGGAGGCAGUCCAAAUUGGGAAUGGUCCCUUCUGUUCUUUA